AAUAAAACUUAUUAAAUUAUUUUUAAAAUAAUCAUUCGAGAUGUAAUUCUUUAAUGUUUAAGUAAAACUUUUAUGGUGAUUGUAGUAAAUUGUUAUAGUUUACAUAUACAUAUGUAUAUGAAUUCUUAUUUUUUUCAACAUCAUUUUCAAUCUUUUGAUGAUAAACCUAACUUCUAUAAUAAACAAUUUGGCUAAUUGAGUUUGGAAGGUAUGUAACCUGUGUGAGACAUCAAUUUUCAACGUUUAUAAAUACGGGCAGGGGUGCAAGAACAAUGCCGUUAGAUGAGUACAACGAAUCCGCAAGACCAUAUCGAUGUGGCAUUGUAUUAUUGUGUAUGGGUGCAUUAAUUAAUUGGUUAGGAUUUGCACAGAACUACGAACAUCCUGUACGUUAUAUUGGUAUUGCCUGUAUUGUUGCUGGUGUGUUACUAAUUGUCGGUGCUGUGUGUUGUUGGGCAAAAAACGCACCAACUGAAACAAUCAUGAAUGAAAAUGAGUCGUCUCAACAGAUUGGAGACGGAAUACAUGUGAUACAAAUUGAAGGUGAUGGAACCAUAUGUAAACCACCUGAUUACGAGUCUUUGAGAGAAGCACCUCCACCAUCAUAUGAUGAAGCUAUCAAAUUGGAUCCAACUCAAUUACUACAACAACAGUUACAAUACCUAAAAGUUUCCUAAUCUUAUUAGGAUCAUGUAAUAUGAUUUAAACAACGAAUAAAUGUUCUAAAUAA
Chrysoperla carnea is the source of this 730-nucleotide messenger RNA. RefSeq lists its product as uncharacterized. NCBI's taxonomy places the organism in Eukaryota, Metazoa, Arthropoda, Insecta, Neuroptera, Chrysopidae. The transcript has 3 exons. Bases 273 to 677 code for a protein of 134 amino acids. The record is from RefSeq and is a predicted model, not a curated record.